Messenger RNA from Hevea brasiliensis (rubber tree), 2483 nucleotides. RefSeq names its product zinc finger protein CONSTANS-LIKE 9. Gene Ontology annotation, molecular function: zinc ion binding; protein binding. The record is from RefSeq and is a predicted model, not a curated record. Bases 434 to 1684 code for a protein of 416 amino acids. The transcript is spliced from 5 exons. NCBI's taxonomy places the organism in Eukaryota, Viridiplantae, Streptophyta, Magnoliopsida, Malpighiales, Euphorbiaceae.
AGGCUUGAACUUUUCCCUUUUCUCUGCACUUUUAUAUCAGCAUAUGUCACACUUCCUUUCCUAUACAACCCACCCAUUAUCUAUCCAUCUCUUCUCUUACUUUCUAAGCUAAUUUUUUACCUGAUUUUUCUCUUUUUUUUUUCCCCAUUUUUAUUUUUUUGCAUUAGAUAGAGGAAAGUUGGAGUGACUGAUUCCAGAAGAAGCUUUCUCUGUUCUUGGGUUUCUUUCUUCUUCCUUUUAUAAAUCCUUUUUCUUUUCCAGUGUUUUUAUACUAGUAUUCAAAUCUCUUUUGCAGAUCUUGUUCCUUUAUAUGGUUGUGAAGCCCCCAGUGGAAUUUUCCUUCAUCAAGAAGCUGACUUUUUGGCUGGCAUCUGAUUUGGUUUGGAGUUAGUUUGUUCUAGGGAGGAAGAGACUUAAGAGACUAAGUUGGAACAUGGGUUACAUUUGUGAUUUUUGUGGGGAUCAGAGGUCCAUGGUUUAUUGCAGGUCUGAUGCUGCAUGUUUAUGUUUAUCCUGUGAUAGAAAUGUGCACUCUGCUAAUGCUUUGUCCAAAAGGCAUUCAAGAAACCUCUUAUGUGAAAGAUGCAAUUCACAACCAGCAUUGAUUAGAUGUUCCGAAGAGAGUAUCUCUCUUUGUCAGAAUUGUGAUUGGAUGGUUCAUGGCAACUCUUCUUCAACUACCACCCAUAAAAGGCAAACAAUCAAUUGCUACUCUGGCUGUCCGUCAGCUUCUGAGCUUUCUUCAUUAUGGUCUUUUGUUUUGGACUUCCCCUCUACUGCUGAAUCUACUUGCGAGCAGGAGUUGGGACUGAUGAGCAUCGCUGAGAAUAGCUCCACUAGCAAAUGGGGUCCUAAUGAGAAUGCAAUUAACCAAAAUGUAUCAGGUGCUGUUCCUGCUGAUAAGGCACGUGAUAUGGCUAAAUCAAGUGUUUAUGAUGGAACUUCUUCAAUGCCUGAAUUGAUCUCUAUGUCAAACAAUCCAGAGCAGCCAGUAGGAUCUGCAAAUGCGCCUUUGCCAAAGUUAUGCUGUCCUGGAACUAAAGGUCCUGCACUUUGUGGAGAUGAUGAUCUUUAUGAGGACUUCAAUAUGGAUGAAGUGGAUUUGAAUCUUGAAAACUAUGAAGAACUCUUUGGUUUUACCCUCAAUAAUUCAGAAGAGCUUUUUGAGAAUGGUGGGAUUGACAGCUUAUUUGGGACAAAGGACAUGUCUACGGUUGAUUCCAAUUGUCAGGGUGCAGUGGAGGCUGAGGGAUUGUCAGUUGGAUUGGUUAACGCAAUGCAGCCAGCAUACAGCUAUGCAGCAUCUGCUGAUUCCAUGAGGAGUGCUAAAACUGAACCAGUCCUAUGUUUUACAACAAGGCAAGGCCAUUCAAGCCUCUCAUUUUCUGGCCUUACUGGAGAGAGUAGUGUUGGAGAUUAUCAAGAUUGUGGGGCAUCCUCAAUGCUUCUCAUGGGAGAACCUCCAUGGUGUCCUCCAUGCCCUGAGAGUUCCUGCCCAUCAGCUAACCGAAGUAAUGCUGUAAUGCGUUACAAGGAAAAAAAGAAGACACGCAAGUUUGAGAAGAGGGUGAGGUAUGCCUCGCGCAAAGCAAGGGCUGAUGUAAGAAGACGUGUGAAGGGGCGAUUCGUCAAGGCUGGUGACACUUAUGAUUAUGACCCACUGAGCGAAACCAGAAGCUACUGAGACUCUUGAGAGUACAAUUUUUAUACUUGCUUUUAGGAAGAAAAACGGAAAAAGAAAAAAAAUGAAAAAGGAAAGAAACUGAGGUUUAUUUUGAGAUAAUCAAUUACUACUACCUAAACACUGGCAGACGAUGAUGAAUGUUUUUCCUUGUGCAAUGACAAGCUGUAUGAUUGUAUCACGGGGGUCCAAGUCUUCAUUAAUGAGAAGAAAUGUUGCAUAUAAAAGAGUUGGUUUCUGGUGCUUCACUAAUAAAGUUCGGAUGCACAAGUUUCCAUCAACACAAUGGACACCUGUUUUUGACAUCAUCCAUCCAACAAGGGCGAUAGAUUGCCUUGCUGUUAAACUAUGAAUUUGAUUUCCUUUCUACCUUUCUGAACAACUUGUUCCGGUCAGUAAUUCUCUAGGGAAAGGAAAAUAUUUAAUUGUGCAGUCAUAGAAAUGCUCAGUGCUCAUAAUGUUGACUAUUUAUCUCCUAGCUUCUUGCUCUGGUCACUUAUAUAAAAGCAGCUCCCACAGCAUGGUGGGUGACUGAACUCAGUUUGCAUGAUCAACCAAAGAUCUUGCAGUUGUAAUUUUUUUUUUUCCUUUCUUUUUGUUUUCCACUGGACAUGUAUAGUACAGAAUCUAUAAUUGUAGUUGAGGGUAUAUCCAGUUCCAAACGCUUGGUAAGGUUAGACAGAAGAGUUGUAAUUUUUGUUCUCGUUCUUUUUUGUGAACACAAAUAGAACAGGAUGAUGAUGUAUGCUGGUAAUAAGGUUGUUUCUAGUGAUAAAAAUACAAGUUUGUAUUUAUUUAUUUA